This is a messenger RNA of Populus euphratica (Euphrates poplar), 1901 nucleotides long. Its product is annotated as ecotropic viral integration site 5 protein homolog. The coding region runs from base 211 to 1296 and encodes 361 amino acids. Lineage: Eukaryota; Viridiplantae; Streptophyta; Magnoliopsida; Malpighiales; Salicaceae. Gene Ontology annotation, biological process: regulation of GTPase activity. Gene Ontology annotation, molecular function: GTPase activator activity; small GTPase binding. The record is from RefSeq and is a predicted model, not a curated record. The transcript has 10 exons.
UCUUGUCCAAUUCUCUCUCUCACAAAAUAUCUGUGUAUAUAUUAUUGGUAGAUUGAACAGGAGGAGUAGGAGGAGGAGGUAGGCUAAUCAUUUCCAGGCUAGAAAAACAUUAAAAACUCAGGUGAUUUGAGAUUGGUUAGUGCAUUGCCAUGUCAGGGAGAGUUAGGCCCUCUGCCUUGUGGCAUACUAAAGUUUCUUUCAAAUAGUAGCAUGGAGAAGAAAAAAAUAGAUGAAUAUGAACCAGGACCGCUUCCUUCACCAAGACCACUGGAUAGGUUUGGCUUUUUGAAGCAAGAGGUUAAUAAUUCAUCACAUGGUUUAACCAAAGGAAGGUCAGCUUAUGAAUUUGAGAGGGAGGAAAGAAGGGUAAGAAAAUGGAGGAAGAUGAUUGGGGUUGGAGGAAGUGAUUGGAAGCAUUAUGUUCGAAGAAAACCUCAUGUUGUUAAGAGGCGCAUACGGAAAGGAAUCCCUGACUGUUUAAGGGGUCUUGUUUGGCAGUUGAUAUCUGGAAGUCGAGACCUUUUGCUGAUGAACCCUGGGGUUUAUGAGCAACUACUUAUAUAUGAGACAUCAGCAUCGGAGCUGGAUAUAAUUAGAGAUAUUUCCCGGACCUUCCCAUCACAUGUUUUCUUCCAGCAGAGACAUGGUCCUGGUCAAAGGUCGCUGUACAAUGUUUUGAAGGCUUACUCUGUGUAUGAUAGGGAUGUUGGAUAUGUUCAGGGGAUGGGAUUUUUAGCUGGUUUACUGCUUCUUUAUAUGAGUGAAGAGGAUGCUUUUUGGUUGUUGGUUGCAUUGCUGAAAGGGGCAGUCCAUGCUCCAAUGGAGGGAUUAUAUCAGGUGGGCCUGCCUCUUGUUCAACAAUAUCUGUUUCAGUUUGACUGCUUGAUGAAGGAGCAUAUGCCGAAACUGGGAGAGCAUUUCACCCAAGAAAUAAUAAAUCCUAGCAUGUAUGCAAGCCAGUGGUUUAUAACUGUUUUCUCGUACUCUUUUCCAUUCCACUUGGCCCUUCGGAUUUGGGAUGUCUUCCUUUAUGAGGGUGUAAAAAUUGUUUUCAAAGUGGGUCUGGCACUGCUAAAAUAUUGCCAUGAUGACUUGGUCAAAUUGCCCUUCGAGAAGCUUGUACAUGCUUUGCGUAAUUUCCCUGAGGGUGCAAUGGAUCCAGAUACAGUACUGCCUAUGGCUAACUCCAUCAAGGUGUCCAGACGUUUGGAAGAGCUGAAACAGGAGUAUGACAAGAAGAAUGGAAAGCGAAGUCAUUCCACAGAAAUUAACAGGAAUCAGGAAGAGUUACAAUGAAGUUAAAGAUUGCAAGUCAACAGAAGUUCCUUGUGCUAACCAGCUCAUAAAGAUUUUGGCUGACACAGAAUUCUUAUCCAGCCAGAUGGGGUUGGUAGUGGGAGAUCAUCACAAAAUUAGGGCAACAGAAAUGCUUCAUAUGUGUCAUCAUCGAGAAAACGUGCAGUUGCCAAAUUGUUCUUGAGCAUCCUUAAACACCUGUAGAAUAGUUGAAGACGCAUGUUGUCUGGUCCUUGUGCCAAGCCUGCUGAUACACAUUGCUUGGAAACAUCAUGAUUAGUUUUUCAAUAAGAAGAUAGAUAUCUAGAGCACCAUUGAAGAAUCGCCUUUUUAUGGUAAGUUCCAUGCAUUUGCUGCAUGCUGCCUAGUGGUUUACUUUCCGCCCAACAUGCAAAAGCAUAGGCUCUAAUGAAGCCAAUGUCUCGACAGAAUUUAUUCCUAACCAGUGGAUGCCCGUGCAAUUUGACAGGAGUGUCGGCAUAUCUUCCCUUUAAUAAUGGUGCUGGCAACCAUUAAGGUUAAACUUGGUUAGGGUUUCAAGACAGAGGGAAGAUAUAUCUGGAAGAAUCAUAAAGAUGAUGGUUAGAAUGAUAGAACAGAAACCU